GGACCUGUUACCGGCAGGAUCUCCCCGUUCCUCCACCCCCGAACUCCGUUACCAGGGGGCUCGGGGGCACCUCUCCGGUUCAGAGCCACCGGCGGCCGCAGCGGAGCCGCCCCCGGCCCGGCCCCGUUCCCGGUGUCCCCGUGAGACCCUCCGGGAUGAGUACCGGGGCAGUUUCACGCCCCGCUGUGCCCCUGGUGCCCCAGAGCCCCGAUCCCCGCUGGGGCAGGGAGGGGUGAUCGCGGCCCUUCCCGGCACGGGGCGGGACUUGGCUGGAUUCCCCGGGAUCCCGGAGAUCCUGGUCCCCAGCGCCGGGCGGAGGCGGCGGCACCGCCGGGGACCGUGGUGGAGACAGGGGGACCCCGAGGAGGGGGCUCAAGGGAUUCAUCCCCGGGUGUGGGGGCACGAGAGAUCCCGCGGGGGGAUCCCCAGGGAACCCCAUGGAGGCACCGGAGCUCCCGGAGCCCGACGGGCUCCUCCCGGAUCCCCCCUCGCUCCCGGUGCCGGUACUGGGCUUCCAGACCCUGACGCUCCCGGAGGAUGAUGGCAGCGCAGCCGAGGAGCUGCUGGGGCUGACGGUGAACCCCGACAUCGCCUGCGGCCUCGGCGCCGGCCCGGAGCCCCCCCUGCCCGCCGGGGGUCCCCCGGUGCUGCUGGAGGUGGUGUGUGACCUCAGCGCUCCGCUGUACCCCGCGCUGCUCCCCGGCAUCGAGCUGUGCCCUCACCCCGAGCCCCCGCCCGCGCUCCGGCUGACGGAGGAGGAGAAGCGGCUGCUGGCGCAGGAGGGGGUGACCCUGCCCGGGGACCUGCCCCUCACCCAGGCCGAGGAGCGGCUCCUGAAGAAGGUGCGGAGGAAGAUCCGGAACAAGCAGUCGGCGCAGGACAGCCGGCGGAGGAAGAAGGAAUACCUGGACGGGCUGGAGAGCAGGGCGGCCGCGUGCUCGGCGCUGAACCAGGAGCUGCGGAAAAAGGUCCAGGAGCUGGAGAAGAGCAACGGGUCUCUCCUGCGGCAGCUCCAGGCGCUGAUCAAGGAAACAUCCUCCAAACCCGCCCAGACCGGCACCUGUGUCCUGAUCCUGUUCCUGUCGCUGGCGCUGAUCCUGCUCCCCAGCUCCAGCCCGUUCCGCCGGGGCGGCAGCCGGGACGGCCUCGGACCCACCGGAGUGAUCUCCAGGAACAUCCUGACGCGGCAGGAGCCGGGAGCGGCCGCGGAAUCCCCGUUCCUGGCGUGGGUGUCGGGGUCAGAGCUGGGAACCGGUGUGGAGGAUGGAGCUGGGGAGGAGUCCUGGGAUGGGAUUCCCGUCCCCCAGAGGGAUCCAGGGAUCAAUUCCUCCAGACAGGAUGUGGGGACAGGGACACGGGGACGUGGGGAUGAGAUGUGACUGGGAGAGCCCAGGAUGGGGGAGCACUCCGGAAUAAACUCCCACUCUGUUUGCA
Molecule: messenger RNA, 1434 nt
Organism: Catharus ustulatus (Swainson's thrush)
Lineage: Eukaryota; Metazoa; Chordata; Aves; Passeriformes; Turdidae
Gene: CREB3L4
Product: cAMP responsive element binding protein 3 like 4
Exons: 8
Coding region: 438-1379 (313 amino acids)
Biological process (GO): regulation of transcription by RNA polymerase II
Cellular component (GO): nucleus
Molecular function (GO): RNA polymerase II cis-regulatory region sequence-specific DNA binding; DNA-binding transcription factor activity, RNA polymerase II-specific
Source: RefSeq, a predicted model, not a curated record